AUGACAUCACAACGCGCUGCAACACGAUCGAUGACGUCACUUCAUCGAAACUCGUUGCCUAUACCUGAUGACCUCGCUGUGGAGAUAUUCUCGAGGCUGCCGUCAAAGGCGAUAGCCAGAUGUCGUUGCGCAUGCAAGCUCUGGUCCUCCAUGCUUGUACGUGAAGAUUUCACAGACUUGUUCUUGACCAAAUCUUCUGCUCGCCCUCAGCUUCUCUUCGCAUGCCAAGAUCACAAUCGUAACUAUAUCUUCUUCUCGUCAUCACCUCAUCCGGAAGAAGAAGAGAACUCGUCUUCGUAUGUUGUAGCCGCCAAUCAUCUUGCACGUUUCCCUAGUUCCUCCUACAGGUUAUUUGGUUGUACGAAUGGCUUGUGUUAUGGAGCUAGGCCGAGGUCGAGAAAACCAGUGAUAUGUAACCCCAGCACGGGACAGUCCUUGACCUUGCCUAGAUUGAAGUCGAGGAAGUGGUUUGGGGUGGACAACUAUCUUGGAUAUGACCCCGUUUCUAAAGAGUUCAAGGUAUUGACAUUGUCAAUGGAAAGCUCGAAGAUCUCUGCAAAGCACCAAGUUCUGACAUUAGGAACCAAGAAACUGUCGUGGAGGUUGGUCCAGUGUACCACAGCACAUUAUUCUUCAAAUAAAUGGAUAUCCAUCAGCGGUGUUAUUUACUAUGCAGCUUCAGCCAACAGAUCUUCCGCGAAUUCCAUGGUAGCUUGUUUUGAUCUGAGGGUUGAGAAGUUCAGUUUUGUGAAUUUCGGUAGAGCAAUGCAUGAUUCAACAACUCUGGUUAAUUACAAUGGGAAACUGGGUUUGCUUAUGUCUGGAGAUGCUCCUGGUGAGAAUAUUAGUACAACGAGUAAAAGUUUUCAGCUGUGGGUUUUACAAGAUGCUGAAUGGUCCAAGCAUGUAUACAUAUUACCUCCUUCGUGGAAGGAUGUAGUUACAAAAACCAUGUGCUUUGCUGGAAUAAUAGUUGGUACAAACGAAAUCGUCUUAGCACCUUCGCUCCAAAAUGUGCUUUGCUAUGUCAUCUACUUUAAUGUGGAGAGAAAUACAAUAACAAAAGUUGGAAUCCAAGGCAUGGAAGCGUUUCAGGGUAAGAGAUUCAACACCUAUCUCAACUAUGUUGAGAAUGUGAUUCUUCUUUAA
Brassica oleracea var. oleracea is the source of this 1149-nucleotide messenger RNA. RefSeq names its product putative F-box protein At3g23960. The coding region runs from base 1 to 1149 and encodes 382 amino acids. Gene Ontology annotation, molecular function: protein binding. The transcript has 2 exons. Lineage: Eukaryota; Viridiplantae; Streptophyta; Magnoliopsida; Brassicales; Brassicaceae. The record is from RefSeq and is a predicted model, not a curated record.